AUGAGGUUGCUUCUGCCGCUGACGUUGAUCUCAGCCAUCGGUAUCACAGAUGGCCAAAUCAGUGCCAUGUUCGGGAACCCGAUCCAGGCUCCCAACUGUGAAUCAUGGUCCGAAUGGGGACCCUGUGUGUGGCUGAAAGGCAGUGAGAAGAGGUUCCAACGACCUUACUUCGAUCAGCUGCUGCCUGGCCGAAAAGGAUGUCGAACACACGUCUUCUUCCGUUUACUGAAGGAUCGAUGGGGAACGGCUUUCAACAAUUUCUACAACUACCUACGAGAAAUUACGAUUAGCGAGCAACAAUGCGGCGAAUGUUCCUAUCAACAGAGCUGUGGACGCCAAUGUCACCGACGGGGUGAUGUCGCCAUGAUCAAUCCUCUAUUCGUGGCUGAACGCCGAUGUAUGGGUAUCGACCAGAACAAGGUAAUCGUGAAAUCGAUAAUACGUUCUCUCUAA
Messenger RNA from Cooperia oncophora, 453 nucleotides. NCBI's taxonomy places the organism in Eukaryota, Metazoa, Nematoda, Chromadorea, Rhabditida, Trichostrongylidae. The record is from the annotation of a GenBank genome assembly.